Molecule: messenger RNA, 3415 nt
Organism: Darwinula stevensoni
Lineage: Eukaryota; Metazoa; Arthropoda; Ostracoda; Podocopida; Darwinulidae
Source: the annotation of a GenBank genome assembly
UUCCACUCCUCCCGUGCUGUCUCAUGCGCCUUUCGCUCCCGUGUCUUCUGGUUUCCACCACCGGAAAGCAGAGGGAGUAAUGAGAGGCAACCGAAGGCUCUUGGCCUUAGUGGCCAUCUUCAUCUGCAUCGCGUAUACCUCCUCUGCGCACCGCAGACAACGUAAUAAGAAUUGGAGGAACAAGAGACAAGAUCAAGUAACGGUUGUCUAUCCCAAAAAGGGCUUCUUCUACAGUACCGUUUCUUCGAACCCACAGCGGAUGAAGGACCUUAUUAGCGUCAAGGAUGGAAAACCCGCUACGAAGUUCUUCAGCCCCAGUCAAGGAGUCUAUUACAGGUACGAUCUACCCUCCGGGCAAAAUCGUAGGAAAGGAGACCGAAAAAAGGGUCCAAGCAAGCAAGAAACGCAAGAUGCGGUGAAAGCCAUCCUUCUGCGUUUGAAGUUUAACCGUCCUGCAGGUGCACAACCUGAACCACCGUCAACUGAACCUCUCCCAGCCGUGCCAGAAAUGCCUAAGAACUCCAAUGUGGAAAUCCCGACUCCCCCAGACCCCAUGUGGGCCGUGAAGCUGCCUGACAUGAAAGGAGAGCCAGAAACGAAACCAGCCGGUUUUAGAGAAGGGAAUCAGAGGCCUGCAGAUACAACGCGCCCUAAGCCAACUUUUCCUGCUUUUCCAAGACCAUCUCAAGGUCAUGGAUCACAUAGGGAAGCGAAUGUUCCAGCGCCUUCUGGAUCCAGACCUCAUGUAGCGUCUGGUACAAGACCAUUCCAUCCCUCAUUCGACGCAGUGUCUGAACCUUCAGAACCAUCUCGCCCACAUGAGAGACCAGCUUCUCUUGUGCCUUCUUUGCAAGGGCUACCUCCUCCUGCAUUUCAAGCUGUCCCACAGAAGGAACUCGCGCCGGUACUUCCAGUUCCAGCCUCACCUCAUAUUCAUCCUGUUCCUACAAAAUCAGAAAAAGUUCCUGAAGUAUUUCCUCUUCCAUCAAUUGCUGGAACUCCAGUAAAGUCUGAUUCAGCGCCUGCCAGGCGAGAACCAUUACAUCCUGCGUCUCCUACGACCAUGUUGAAGGAACCCCUGCAAAUUAUUCCAGUUCCUGUUUUCUCCCAAAUGCCAUCAUUUCCUAAGCUGCAACCCACCGUGCCAAAAGAGGUGCCAGAAGCUGCCCCUAUUUCAUUAGCUCCUGGUAUCACUUCUGAUCCAGCAAUACCUUUGAUCCCAAUCUCCUUCCCUACCUCUGCUGCAUCUGCAACAGGAGAAGCAUCUUUUGGGACCCAUUCAGAAGUAAAAUCAGCUGGCACUUUCGUUUCUUCUGCUGCAGGUUCAACAGGAACUCCUACGCCUGGACAACUCAUAAUACCAGCUGCGCAUGAACCAGCAACAGUCCACCUAGAAGGCGCAGUAAAUGCUGCUGCCCUAGAUCUCUCUAAAGCUCAGCCGACGCCACUCGACCAACUCGAUGCUGUAUUUUUGACGCCUGACGCUCCCGUCGAACAUCAGCAGCCGCCUUCUACAAAGGAAACACAGCAUAUGGUCUUUGUGGAACCAAGUGAAACUCCAACCAAUCAAGAAGCUUCUCAACCCGCUAUCGAAGACUUGAGAACGGUGGCCUUAAUUCUAGGUUUUGAUGUCGGCUCGAUAGCAAAUUUGGAUAGGCAAAGCCUAAUCGAUCUGAUCUCCAAGAAGCCCCGGGAGUUAGUUAUCGAAAAGGCCACUGAAAUAUCACAAGCAAUCGCAAAGACGGCGACUCCAGAGCCACUCUCAACCCCUCUGACAACGACAAAGAUUCCGCCUGUCCAAGAUUCUCACGUGACGCCAAUGAUACCUCAGACAACCAGAAAAGAAGAGGCCUUGGCUUCUGGAUCUCAAUCCUCCCUGCCGAUAGCUCCAGGAGUGUCAGGCCAAGAAGUUUCCCAUCUGGCGGCUGAACUACAGCCAGUUCCUCUACCUACUGAGCAAAGUUCCCAGCAAGAGCCAGCUCAUCAUCCUGAGCUCACACCUGAAGACGCUGCGGCUCUCCUAUUUACCGCAUCGCUUAUCGACCAGGGGACCCCCGAUAUGCCUGAUCCUGCGGUGCGGGAAAUCAUCAGUUUGAUCGAGCAAACCCUUCUCCAGCAAGGAAAUCCCCAUGCUAAAUUAAUUCUGGAAUCAAAUCCUUCCGUCCAGCCUCAGCAACAACAGUCACCUGCGACGCUUGACCAAACAGCCGGAACCCAGGUAGCCCAACAUCAAGGCCAAACGCAAGAGCGACUGUCCACCCUGGAAGAAGCUCAUCUACAGGGAAUCCUCAGCACUUUGCGUUCCGAGAAUCACCAUGGAUUGACGCCACAGCAACUAGAAGAGCGCCAAUUGCAACAAGCUUUGCAGCUUCUUCUGGCUACUUCUGAUCUAGUUCCUCCAGAACCAGUACCUACUAAUCCUGGUCCCCAAAGAUCUUUCGGUUUUGGACCUCAAAACAGAAUCCCCAUCGAUGAGACGACACGUCUUAGCAUCUUUCAAGAUGCAAAUAGGAAGCUUCAUCUCCAGGUCGACAAGACCAAUGGACCGAUGCCUCCACCAACGCUUCACAGAGAAAAACUCGUCAAGAAUUCUUCGGAUCCUGAGACGAGAGAAGAGCUUGUGAUCCAGUUCCAAGGAGCAAAGAUUCAAGUGAACCUAGAUGGCAUUGAAGCGGUCACAGCCGACUCGAGAAACACGACAUCGGACAAUAGCACGAAUCUCCCACCUCCCCCUCCUCGAGACCCGUCGCUGCCCCUCAUGAUCAUCAGUUCAGCAGAAUACACAAGGAACCUGUUGGUCUACUACGAUUUGAUCGAGGUGAUGGACCAUCUGUCUCAAGGAGAGCCGGCUUCGAUGACUAAUCAACAGCUGAGUGCCAUGGUCGACGCCAGCAUGUUGACUUUGACCCCGGAACAAAAACAGGCACUGGAACUGAACGGAGCCCCACUGCACCUCAGUCACGCCCAGCUGGAACAGAUGAUGUCGCACGUCCAUGAUGCCCUCAAUACCGUUCCCCUCGAUACUCAGGAACUUCGCACUAUCGCAGGCAUUCUCGGACAUUCUCCGCAGACCAUCGAACAUUUGUCCAGAGCAGACUUGGAGAAACUCAUAUCCAGAGACAUUCUCUUGAUGAGCAACGAGAUCAAGAAACUGUGAAAAUAAAUUCCUUUUGUGCGUGCGUAUGUUUGAGUUACUAGUCGUUCUGCAUGAGUGGAAAUUCGUAAGUAUAUCAUGAAUUCCGCAUCGAUACCACUAUUGUCAUGAAAAAUAUUUUCCUCUGAACUCUUUGAAGUCUCUGAAGUCCUUUCUUUCCAUUGCUUUCCUACCGGAACGUAUGACGUUCGCAGUGGCAAGACGAUUCAUGUUGGGUCGGGGGAAAGGAGGAAUAAAGACGAUAUGUGGCAACUCGCAGGC